AUGGACGAGAUCGGUUUUGACUACUGCAUCAUCUGCUCGGGCUGCAAUUUUGGACCCUUCAAGCCUAUGGGCGAGAGCUUGUGGUUCCCGACCAUUCAUGAGGAUGCGAGGCCCCACAGCGAGUGGAAGCACAUCGAUGAGCGAUUCCUUGAAGGCCGCCGGCGCCAUGUCCUGGAAGAGUAUCACAAGCUGCAAGAUUUGAAUAAGAAGAAGGCCACCAUUCUGGUGGUCGGUGCUGGCUUCAUUGGCGUGGAGUGGGCCACGGAGCUAGAGCACUUCUUCCCGGAUCUGAAGCUGACCAUCAUCGACUUUCUACCCCGCUGCUUGGGGCCACUGCCGGACAGCGCGGCAGACUACUGCUCUGAGUACAUGAAUGCCUGCGGCAUCAAGGAGUUCUACAACUGUGGCUACGACCCCAAGAACCCUGAUUUCUGGAAGAAGGUUGAGCUGCCGAAGGGUGCCGACGAGACCUACGUGUGCAUCGGCGUCAAAGCUUCAAACUAUUUUAUGCCCAAGGACACUUUGUCGGACAAGGGCCCUGGUGGAGGUGGCUGGAUUCAUUUCAACAAGCACCUCCAAGUCACCAAGAAGCCCAGCGAGGGUGGUGGCGUAUGGGCUGACGGAACCAUUUUUGCCGUUGGCGACUGCAACUACGGCUGCAUCGGUGAGCCAGGAAAAUGGGAGAUGCCGCCGGUGCCCAAGAUCUCCUAUCCCGGUGAGGAGCAGGCAUACCACGCAUGCUUGAAUGUCAUGAAGCUGCAGAAGGGCAACAAGAAUCUGGUAAAGACCUGGUGGCCUUGGGGCGCCGGCAUGUUUGCCACAAGCCUGGGUCCACAUGAUGCUUGCUUCGUAGUGGCGGCGAACGAGAACAAGGGCUCUGGAUACAUGGUAAACUGGUGGAUCCCGGCUGCUCUGCAGAAGGAGAUCAUCGAGACCACGAAGAUUGAUGAGUGCCGGGAUCGGUGGAUCGGUAUCCUGAUCUGGCACUUCGUGCACCACACGCCUGUACAUCUCUUCGGUCGUGGUCCUUGGUUUGUUUGA
Messenger RNA from Symbiodinium pilosum, 1041 nucleotides. The record is from the annotation of a GenBank genome assembly. Lineage: Eukaryota; Dinophyceae; Suessiales; Symbiodiniaceae.